Sorghum bicolor (sorghum) is the source of this 1429-nucleotide messenger RNA. Its product is annotated as putative F-box/LRR-repeat protein 23. Bases 370 to 1236 code for a protein of 288 amino acids. The record is from RefSeq and is a predicted model, not a curated record. NCBI's taxonomy places the organism in Eukaryota, Viridiplantae, Streptophyta, Magnoliopsida, Poales, Poaceae. The transcript has 4 exons. Gene Ontology annotation, molecular function: protein binding.
ACGUCUUAUCUCUUUCCCUUCUGUUCUCCUUUUUCUCCCUCCACGCCUUAUCUUUUUCCCUUCCAUCCCCAACUGGCUUGCACAUCUGCAUCUUCCCCGCGCCGCCAGCAAGCCCUAUGCCACCCUGACGACGGUGACAAGGCCCGAGCUCAUCCUCGCGACGACGGCGACCCACAUCUGGCCUGCACGGCGGCAGCGCGCAUCUUGCCUGCACCACGGCGGUGCGCAUCUCACCUGCACGGCGGCGGUAGAUCUCUCCCACGCUGGACUAGGAGCUGCCACCCGAGCAAAGCCCCUGUUUCCCAAGGAACAAGGAGCAGCUUCACCGAACAAAGAUUUCCGUCUUCUUGGCUGGAUCGGAGGUGGACGAUGACCUCGCCGUCGCCGGUCAGCCACCCAAGGUGUGGCAUGGAGAAGAAGAUGAGGACGAUGACGGACGUCGACGAGACGUUGUCCGGUAGGGACUGGUCAGAGCUGCCGCAGGACGCCCUCAUGUCGAUCCUCGGCAAGUUUGGCGCCUUGGAGAUCCUGAUGGGCGCGGGCGCCGUGUGCCACUCUUGGCUCGAGGCGGCUAAGGUGCCCAAUCUGUGGCGAUCGGUGGACAUGACACAGCAUGAGCUGUUGGAUGUGCUGGAUGACCAAGGCCGUUAUACCUGUGACCGGAAAAUUUUACAGACAAACUUUGAAGUCUUGUGCGCCAUGGCAAGGGUAGCCGUGGACCGAUCCGGUGGCCAGCUUGAGGCGUUUCACGGGAAGCUGUUUGUUAACGAUGAACUCUUGAAGUAUAUCGCAGACAGGUCGCCAGCUCUCAAGACCCUCAGCAUCAUUUCAUGCGACGGCGUCUCUAGCCAAGGAUUCACCCACCUGAUCGCCAAGUGCCCUAUGCUAGAGGACCUCAAGCUUGUCGAAUGUAUAAACCUCCGCCGACGCGAAACUUACCAAGCUAUCGCCAAGGCAUGCGCGCAGCUCAAGCGCUUCACGCUCUGCAAUUUGCCCACCCUCGAGUUCCUCCUCAGUAGGUCAAGUGGGGAAGAAGCGGAUGGAGUUGUGGCGAUGCACGAGCUGCGAAGCCUCACCCUUACCAACUGCAAUGUCACCAACAACUACCUCGCGGCCAUCCUUGACGGCUGCCCUCACCUGGAGGUUCUCGACCUGCGUCUCUGCAUCGUCAUCGACAUCGACCCUACGCUCAUGGCUAGGUGUGCUGCGAUCAAGUCGCUAAGGCUUCCGGCUUAGAUGUGAUCCUUGUGGACAACGCUACCAUACUCUACGGAGUAGCAAGUGUAGCAUUCUAUAUUAUACACAGUGCAUAUAUACAUGCACUCUGCAUCUUGUUUUCUCAAUGUCCCUGUGGUGAUGGUCAUUGGAUUGGAUUCGCUUUGUGUAUCAGUUUAUUAUUAUUUCGUUUCAAAUGGUGACCAGUACUUAA